Molecule: messenger RNA, 1257 nt
Organism: Vespa crabro (European hornet)
Lineage: Eukaryota; Metazoa; Arthropoda; Insecta; Hymenoptera; Vespidae
Gene: robl
Product: dynein light chain roadblock-type 2
Exons: 3
Coding region: 209-502 (97 amino acids)
Biological process (GO): microtubule-based movement
Cellular component (GO): cytoplasm; centrosome; cytoplasmic dynein complex
Molecular function (GO): dynein intermediate chain binding
Source: RefSeq, a predicted model, not a curated record
UUUAAUGCUCCGCCCGUUGGAUACCUACGAUAUUACGCAUAAUAAGAAAUUUUCGGGGUCAGAUUAGUUGCGGUCAAUUAUAUCGAUUGUUAUACCGAAUUAUAUUCGUUCUCUCUCUCUCUCUCUCUCUCUCUAUUUGAAAGACAUGCUCGUUAAGUAAUUUUAUAAUCGUUGUGUUAUGCCAGAAAGAACGUUCUAAAUUCACAACAUGGCACAAGAAGUCGAGGAAACCAUGAAACGUAUACAAUCUCAUAAGGGCGUUGUUGGAACUAUUGUAGUAAAUGCAGAAGGAAUUCCUAUUAAAUCCACAUUGGAUAAUACAACGACAGUGCAAUACGCCGGCUUGAUCAGUCAGCUGUCAGACAAAGCACGCUCUGUAGUUCGUGAUUUGGAUCCAACAAAUGAUCUAACAUUUUUACGUAUUCGUAGUAAAAAACACGAAAUAAUGGUUGCCCCAGACAAAGAAUUCAUUCUCAUAGUAGUUCAAAAUCCAGUGGAUUGAUAUUUGCAAAAAGGAAUUAUGCAUUGUAAACCUUCGCAAAAUUGGAAUUUUAUGUUUGUGACUAUUAUUUUAUUUGUUAUUUAAUACAUUCCACUUAAUCAUUUUACCAUUGAGAAAUUCAUUGUUAUGUUAACUUAUCAAUUAAUUAGAUUGUUAUGAAAUAAGAGUAUAUAUAUGUGUCGCGCGCGCGCGUGUGUGUAUGAUACAUAUACAUAUAUAUAUAUAUACAUAUAUAUAUAUAUAUAUAUAUAUAUAUAUAUGUAUGUAUGUAUGUAUGUGUAGCACACGUUUCACAUGUAUCCUUAAAACAUAAAUAAAAAUGAUAAAAAAAUAUAAAUGCGGAAAAGAAUCUUUUAGCAUUGGUGAAAUAUUAUAUAUAACUGCACUUGAAAGAUUAUUAGUUUAACUUGUAUGCAAAAUACUGCUCGUUAAUAUUAUUUGUUAUAUGUAAUCUUAUAUAGGUUAAGUAUUAAUUAAUGACAUGUCAAUUUCUUCAAUCUGAUUCCGUUUACAUACACAAUUUAUUCUAAUUCUUACAUCUUUUAGCGUAUAUAAAUCACUUAAGAUAGUGUUACUAUAAAUUACGGACGAUCGAUACAUCUCAUUUUCUUCUCUUAUACGUCUAAAUAUUACAAAAUUCAUAUAAAAAUUAAUAAAUUAUUAGGGAAUGUUACGUGUGACGCACGCGCGACAAAUGAGAUAUGAUAAUAUAAAAUCCAAUGAGAUAUGAUAAUAUUAAAUGCGACAUUUAUCUA